Messenger RNA from Caenorhabditis auriculariae, 4595 nucleotides. Lineage: Eukaryota; Metazoa; Nematoda; Chromadorea; Rhabditida; Rhabditidae. The record is from the annotation of a GenBank genome assembly.
AUGGGCGGUAAAGGUAUUGGUGUGCGGGGGUGCGCCUCUCGCGCUCAUGUCAUGGUCAUCCAGUGUCACCCGCCACGGCGGCCUCCUCGUCUUGAACUUAUUCCGUCUUUCUCUCUCUUUCUCGAAGUGAACUGACUGACGUCGUCCUCGAUCAGGCCAGUACAAACAUGCCCGAGGGCUUGAGAAAAUGUUUGAGAAAAAAAAACUCGUUUUUUUUGUAGAUCAAAUCGGUUUCCAAAGAGCUCUACUUUAAACCCCAAGUGAAAUCGCUUGAUCACUUCAAAAGCUCUUUUGCAAAUCAGAAAAUGAAAAUAUUGUCUGAGAUUUCAUAACUUUGGGGGGAGUGGUUCUCAAGAAGAGCAUUUGGAAAGGCCUAGAUUAAAUUGAGACUUCAAGGUCGGCACACCGUAUGCGCCUUGUUGAGGCGAGGUGGAGAGAAAGCGAAGGGACCGAUUUUCAGUGGGAGAAUAGCCAGCCGAAAAACAAGUACACAUUACGAUUGGUUGAUUCCGAGCUUUGAGAGCAUCCGGAAAGAAUCAUCUUGGAAAUUUCACAAGAAAAAUCCGAAAAAAGUCAGAAAAUAAGCUCAUAGAGCUUGGAGCAGAACAUAAAAAGGACGCAAAAAACUAAAAAUCAUUUUUUGGUUUAGGUUCCAAAAACUCGUAGCUUUCAGAUGUUUCAAUAACCUACAAUUCCGCCCUUCCUAUCGAACAAAGAGACAGAAACUCAAAGAGAAGCAUCAUAAGAGCACAGAGACACAUGUCAAUGUUUAAUUUAUCGUUUAUGGGGCACAAAAUGGGUGAAUAAUUUUCAUUCAUCAAAGCUUUACAGCCCCAAACUUCUAGAAAAUAGCCAAAUGUGUUUCAGCGAUGAUCAAUGGAGCGCAAAAGAUUAGAUUUUCAAGUCAUUCGAUGUCAUAAUCCAGGAGCCAACGUCUGAAAGGUAGUCAAAACGUAUUUCGGAGAUGAUCAAUUUGAAAUUCUCAAUGGAGCGUAAAAGAUUAGAUUUUCAAGCCAUUCGAUGUCAUAAUCCAAGAGCCAGCGACUCAAUAAGAACCACCCUGCAGAACAACGUUAUCCAUUGAGCGCAAAAAAGACUUUUGAUGCUACAAUAUUCCAGAAAGCCUGUCGAGUCAGAUAAAACGUGGGGAUAAUGGGAAAGAAGCAUCAAUUGCAUAGACUCUUAAAUCGCCGCUGACUGUCGCUAUCUGCCUCUUGUCGCUUCGGCAAACAAUCGUCACGUGUAGUGUAGACUCAAGGGAACGGAAGAACCGACCGACCGACGGCCUGGCCAGUGUCUGUCUGUCGCCGCCGCCGAUAAUCAUCGAUUCUCGGACUUUUGUGUGUGUGCCCGUGAUCCGACCCUGCCAGGUCAUAACUAACCAAACUUUACACCAAUCGGGUUCAUUAAAUGGGAAAAAAAUCAGCAAAAUAACUGGGAAAAGAGUUCUGAAAAGCUUCCGUUUUUUAGCUCUAUACAUCUUUCUUUGAAAAUUAGUCGGCAGAUUACCCGAAUUCGAAGUAACUAACUAAGGACGUUUUUCCCCCCCCCCCCAAGGCUUCACCUUUUGCUGAAACUUUGCUGAAGUGUACUUUAGGACCCCCUGAUCCCAGAGCAGAAAGAAAAUUUCUCGCAAUGGAUCUCGUUUUUGAGUUAGGACACUUCAAAAGCCCGAAAUAGCGCUUUUUUGGCAUAAUUUGCGUAUUUUGCACACUUUGAAGCUCCAUAACUCGGAAACGAGAUCUAUUGCGAGGAAUUUUCUUUCAAAAACGAAAAAGAAAAACGUUCUCUAGUAAGAAAAAGGCCAGAAUGUGAGCUAUAGUUCAGAUGAAGAUCUAUUCAGAUCUCGAAAAUGUCUAGCCCAAAUGAAAAAGUUUCAAAAACUUUUUUUAAAAUCUCAUUCAGUAAAGUUCAAAGUGGAUCAAAAUGGGAAAAUUUGGGAACAAGGAAUAAAUUCCAACAUUAAAAUCGGCCAACGCAUGAGACUGUUCUGACAGUCAGAAGUAGUGGUGUCAACGAACAAGUCGGAGGGUCCAGAGAAGCUAGCCGGAUUGUCAAGAGAGCGCCGACGGCUAUUUCCCUCUCUCUAUGUCUCUCUAUUCGAAGAAAAGAGGUCGUCGACGUCGUUGGUGUUGGCGGAGGGACGGUGAAAAUCGAUUUCUCGGUCGGUCUGUGGGUCGAAACCCAUCGGACGGUCGGCUGUUUAGAUAACGGUUGAGUCCUCGUUUUCAGGGCCACAUGUUUCGAAUUCCCAUUUUCAAAGCUUCAUGUUGAAUUUGCAUUAUGAACCUAAGUCUAACACAAAAAAAAAAUUGAAGACCCCUUUAUGAAGCUUCGUAGGGAGGAAAGUUUCAAAAUUGCACAAAGACGUUGAAAAUGAUUUUAAAAGUUCAAGAAAGGCAAAAAAAUUACAAAGAUUUUUUCGAAUAUGAAGAAAAAGCUUUGUAUGAACAAUUAGGAAAUCAAAAAAAUCUUUUAAAUUUUUAAAAAAAGAUCAGACUUUUUUUGUUGGAUAAACGAUGAUUUUUUGAAAGUAUGAGAUCAAAUUAACAAAAAUGACACAUCCCACCCGGAUCAGCUGUCGGUCAUGAUGCAGCAACGUGUGUAAAAACCAGACUUUCAUCGAACUUUUGAUCUUUUUCCAAUACUCGAUUGACAGUGUAGGUGUUACAUAAUGAUGAUGAAACCAAAAGGAAUGUCAAAUAUCGAGAAAAGAGAACAAGGCUUUCAAACUUUAAGCUAAAUUCGGAUAGAGAUAGAUAGGCCUAGAUAAUUCCGCUAAGCUUCGCGUUAAUCCGCGGCUACUCAUGAUGACAUUAAGAAGAUGAGAUCGAUUUCCAGAGAAAAGCUGGAGGAAGGUAAAGUCGAUUCUUCCAUAUUCGAAUAACAUUGUUUGGUCGCAGAAGGAAUAGCUAAACGUGUCGCGGUCGCGUUGCGGUUGUCCGGCAUUUUUCAUGUUGAACAAUUCUCACAAGGAAGUUUAUUUUACUUUUUAGCUGGGAAUUUUUAGAAAAUGAGCCGGAAAAUUUCUUGACAAACAAAAAAAAACGACUUGAAAGUUUGAACCUGCACCACUUUCCCGUUUUAUUGAGAACUAAGGUCUUGAAGUCUGGAAAUGGUACUUUUAACUGAUGUCGUUGGUUUUAUUUGAUUCUAAGACUUGUUUUCUCGAAAACCAGAAAGUUGUGGAGAUUGGGACUUCCAGGACCAGAAUCUGGUACACAAAUUCUCAAAAAAUUCCAAACUGCUAAUUCAAAUCACCUUCUUUGUCAAAGACGUUGAAAAUGAUUUUCAGCACAGUCCGUAUAAACAAAAAAAGAGCAGCAACAAAUAAAAAAAACCGUUUUUCAAAAAAAAAGUUUUUUUAAUCAAAAAAAGCUCAAAACUUUUGCAAAAAAAAGGAAGGAGAAGAAAAAAUGGGCAUUUAGGGCAAAAUUUCAUUGAGGCGCAAAAGUCGACGCACUUCGAGCGCCGCCUUCUUUUCCUCAUCAUCAGAAGCGACGCGAGGAGACUUCAGCCCGGCCAAGCACCGAACUGGAUCCCCCACGACGCCAAGCCAAAACCCGCGGCUAUUCACUCGUUGUCAUCCUCCGUUUCCAUUCAAUUCUACCUUUUUUCUCCCUCUCUCUCUUCUUUGCCUGAGGGUAUUCAAUCUAUAGCAGUUGCAGCUGAUCUUCACAACAUUUCCGAUUUACCGAGAGAUGGCCUGAUCCAAUAUAUUUGAUUUUACCGGGCAAAAUAACAAAAUCCGUGAGUUGAGUAUCCUUUUUGGUACUCUCAAUUAUUCAUUUUCAACCGCAAGGCCCAUACAAAAAAAACCAUAUAAAUACGUUGGCGGGAAAGGAAAAUUUAAACGUGAAGGUGGGAAGAUUGGAGUUUUCAAACCUUGAUUUCAAGCCAAUACCAGAAUGCAAGCCAUAAACAAGAAGAAACAUCAGAAAAAUGACCUUGCUUUUCAAUUUCUACUCCCACCAACAAGCCGCGUCGCUACAAUAAAAAUCAACUACAAAAGGGCAAAAGAAACAAUUUUGCAGAAUUUCAAACAUUUUUCUAGAAAUCAAAAAAACGAAGCAUUACGACUUUUAAUUUCUAACUGUGAAAAACUCAAGUGGUCUCUUAAGAGGUUCCUCAAAGACAACUUGGAUAGGAAACUAAGGUGGCCACUGAAACAACUCUUAUGUAAGCCACUACCUCCCCUACAGUAGUUUUUGAAGGUUUAAGAGUGACACUUUUGAGUAAAAACUCCUUAAGAGGCUACUAAUGCGACUGCUCUAGUGGCCAAAAAAAGGCGAAAUUUUCCCAGUAAAGGCAAGUCGAUCGAGAGAAAUCAAAUUUUGACAGGAAUGAAAAAAAGCGAAACAGUUCAAACUUGAGGAAUAUCCUUUAAUUACGGACCUGGAUCCAUAAGAAACUAUUGCUUUCGAGGUCAAAUUGAAAAUUCAAAAGCCGUUAAAGAACCGAAAAGCGGGGUGGUGUCUCCAGCCGGCAUUGACCGCGUUGUGCUCCUCCAGGGUGGAGUCCACACGCUCGGAGCAGCAGCAGCAGCAGCCGCAGCAGCAGCAGAAGCACAUCAGACACACAUACACAAGCACUAG